AUGAGUGGUCGAGUUUCUGCUCUCAUGAAUGGAUUGUAUGAUUCCAAAAAAAGACAAUUUCUUGGCAGAGAUGGAGCUGGAUGGACUAAGUUAGGUGUUUUUUACUUCUUCUUCUAUCUUGGCUUGGCCGGUUUUUUCUGUGCAAUGUUAGCUGUUUUUAUGGCAUUAUCCCCGCGUGAUCGACCACGAUAUUAUUCGUAUUCAUCGCGUAUGGCUACUCGAUCAAAUCCGCUUUCACCUGGUCUUGGUUUUCGACCUCAACCAGAAGCUGAUAAAAAUAUAAUAAUCCUUGACAAGAGUGAGGAUUCAGAGACACCAAAUAGCUAUGCUAAGAGUCUUGAUCAAUAUCUUCAAAUUUAUUAUUGGAAAACAGAUAAUGUUGAGAAAGUAGAACAUGAUGACGACGACGACUAUGAAAAAAAUGUAGUCCCAGCUGAAAAAUUCGUUAUUAAUAAUCCAGGUGAUUGUAUAAACGCCACUCAAUAUGGUUUUGCACUAGGAAAACCAUGUGUACUUGUUAAAAUGAAUAAAAUUGUUGGCUUUAAACCAAAGCCAGGUUCAACAGCAGAAGAAAGACAAACAUAUCAAGAAAUAUGUGACCAAAAGCAAUCAGCUAUUGCAGUCCAUUGUCAUGGAGAAUAUCCCGCGGACGAAGAUAAUAUUGGAAGUAUAACUUACAUGUCAGAAAAAGGCCGUAGUACUAAAUGUGGUGCACUUGAAACCUCAUGGUUUCCUUAUGAAGGUAAAACUAAUCGUCGAGACACAUAUCAAGCACCAUAUGUUUGGGUUCAAUUUAAUAAUCCAAGACCAAACGUAUUAAUCAAUGUUUUAUGCCGUAUAUAUGGUCAAAAUAUUGAUUACGAUAAGAAAACAGGUCGAGCUAUGACACGUUUUCAAAUUUAUGUUAAAGAUAUAAAACAAGAAUCUUCACGUCAGAAUGGAGAUGUUUAA
Messenger RNA from Rotaria sp. Silwood2, 951 nucleotides. Lineage: Eukaryota; Metazoa; Rotifera; Eurotatoria; Philodinida; Philodinidae. The record is from the annotation of a GenBank genome assembly.